Neopsephotus bourkii (Bourke's parrot) is the source of this 1972-nucleotide messenger RNA. It is a transcript of the gene RPIA, whose product is annotated as ribose 5-phosphate isomerase A. NCBI's taxonomy places the organism in Eukaryota, Metazoa, Chordata, Aves, Psittaciformes, Psittacidae. The record is from RefSeq and is a predicted model, not a curated record. Gene Ontology annotation, molecular function: ribose-5-phosphate isomerase activity. Bases 16 to 843 code for a protein of 275 amino acids. The transcript has 9 exons. Gene Ontology annotation, cellular component: intracellular membrane-bounded organelle. Gene Ontology annotation, biological process: D-ribose metabolic process; pentose-phosphate shunt, non-oxidative branch.
GCGGGCCGUGGCGGCAUGCGGCUCCUCGGCCGGCCCGGCCCGCUCCGCAGCACGGCGCUGGCCGCCCGGCCGCCGGGGAGGCUCCGAGCGGGGCCGUGGCGGCGCGGCUUCACCCGCGGGCGGCUCGGCGGCACCAUGGCAGAGGAGGCCAAGCGGCUGGCUGCCUGCGCGGCCGUGGACAAGCACGUCCAGAACAAUCAAGUUCUUGGGAUUGGAAGUGGUUCUACGAUAGUCCACGCGGUGCAUCGAUUAGCCGAGCGGGUUAAAGAGGAGAACCUGACAAUUGUCUGCAUCCCGACGUCUUUCCAGGCCCGUCAGCUGAUCCUGCAGAACGGCUUAACCCUAAGCGACUUGGACCGACAUCCAGAGCUCGAUGUUGCCAUCGAUGGAGCAGAUGAAGUGGACUCUGACCUCAACCUUAUCAAAGGUGGCGGUGGCUGCUUGACACAGGAGAAGAUAGUUGCAGGAUAUGCAAAGUGCUUCAUUGUUAUUGCUGAUUACAGGAAAAAGUCAGAAAGCCUUGGGGAGCAAUGGAAGAAGGGAAUUCCCAUCGAAGUCAUCCCCAUGGCUUACGUCCCUGUCACCAGAGCCCUGACCAAAAACUUCGGCGGUGCUGUGGAGCUGCGGAUGGCUGUUAGCAAAGCAGGCCCAGUGGUGACAGACAACGGGAAUUUCAUCCUGGACUGGAAGUUUGACAAGGUUCAUGAAUGGGGUGAAGUGAACACUGCCAUAAAAAUGAUACCAGGUGUGGUGGAGACGGGGCUCUUCAUCGACAUGGCAGAGGUGGUGUACUUCGGCAUGGAGGACGGCUCGGUCAGCGUGCGGGAGAAGCAGCCUCGCUGAGGGCCCUCUGCUCCACCUCCAGCCACUUUGAUUCCCCUGCUGUAACGGUGCCAACCUGACGUCUUGCCUUAAAUGAGCAGCGGUUGUUGCAGAGGACGGAUGAUGGGAAGUGGGUCGGAAUCCGCUGACGUGAUGCUGAAUGUCUUCUCGUGUUUUUUAAAGACCAACAACAGAAAAUCUAUUCUAUUUCUAUAUCUAUAUUUUUACUUUAUAGGAGAUGUUGUCCUUUUUUUAAAGAAUCGUUUCGACAAAUUGCUUUAACGUUUUUAUUUGAUUUUCUAAGGAAUACUUAACCAAAAAGAAUACUCCUUAUUUUGUUUGUGAUUUGUGUGAUUUUAUUCCCUUGCAUUUAAAGAGAACUUGAACCCUUCUGGUUGCUCGUAGUGCUUCAGUGACUGAGGUCAGGAAUACAAUCCUAAUGCAUCGUUCCUAACCACCCUGGCUUAGAAUGCGAUGCACUAACAUCACGUUAGUAUGUUAGCACAUACUAACAUAUGGGUGAUGUACGUAACAGGAGCACAUCCAGUCGGGACCUGAUGAUGCCUUAUUUGGAACCUUUUUGGUUCGGUAUUUUAUGCCUUUUAUUUUUCUAUACCACUGGUUUUUAAUAGUUAGAAUGUCUGGUUGUCCUCUGUGCACGUGACAAUUCUCUGAGCCCAGGGUGGUCUCUACAUCCCUCUGUCUGGGACAUUAUAAAGGCCUUUUCCAGGCCUCUGUAAGGAGGAGAUGUUCAUCCUUUGAGCCAAAAUAUGCUCUCCAUUCAUUCAGUACCUCUGAUGAAAGCCUGUUCCUGUACCUGGAGAUAUCUGGGACUUGGUCCUUGUAAACCGAGAGCAGGACUGUGUCCCUGAUGAAGUUUACAGAAGCAUAUUUGAGCAGGGCAGCGUGGAACACUGUUCAGUGGUUUGGAAUGAAGGUUUACUGCCACCCCUCGCAGCUGAUUGAUCUGUGGAAGGAUAGAGCAGAACGCACAGGAAAACUGAGUCUUCCUGCCUAAAUGUUCCACAUGUAGCAGGAGAGAGACACUCGUUCCGUAUCUUGUUCUCGGUGUGUAGGUGCUUCGCAUGGUUCCGAGGUCAAAAUGCAAGCCCUCUCUUUGUGUUGUAGACGUUGAAAUAAAGCGCUGUUA